AUGGCUUGUGAGAAGCGUUUCAUCAACCCGUUCGCGGGCAAAGGGUCCGUCGAGGCACAACCUGAGGCUGAUGUCCGUGAUGUCGAGACUUCUACCGACGUGAAACACCCCAUUGAUCAAGCUAAACAGACUGAUCAGUCGUCGGAAAAUGAUGAAAUUAUCGAUGAAAAAGCGCAGUCUGGUACUCAGAAGGCGCAGGCGAGCACUCAGGCCUGGACAAGGAACACCCUCAUCGCAGCCUAUAUUCUUGCUUGGGUUGUCAAUUUUUUACAAUACUUCAGCUCCGGACUGCUCGGCUCCUUGUCGCCAUACAUCUACAGCGACUUCGAACUCCAUUCGUUGACCGGACUCACCUCCGUUAUCGCUUCAUUGAUCUCAGCUUUGGUCAAAUUCCCCUACGCGAAGUUCAUGGACAUUUGGGGUCGGCCACAGGCCUUUGCCGUGAGUGUUGGCUCCCUGACACUGGGCCUUGUAAUGAUGGCUGCAUGCAAGAACGUUCAGACCUAUUGUGCGGCACAAGUGUUCUACCAGACCGGCUUCAGCUGCAUUGACUUUUCCAUGACCAUCUUCAUCGCCGACACCACCGCCCUGAAGAACCGUGCGUUCUGGAUCGCCUAUGCCUCGUCUCCAUACCUCAUCACGCCCUGGGUCUACGGCUAUGCCGCCAAUCAGAUCGUCGCGCCGGGAGGAAUCGGGUACCGAUGGGGCUUCGGGGUGUUUGCCAUCAUCAUGCCUAUUGUCUGUGCUCCCCUGUGGGGUUUGUGGUAUUACAUUCAGAAGAAGGCCGAGCGGAUGAACCUGACCGAGAAGAAGAGCAGUGGACGGACUCUCUGGCAGUCUGCCGUCUACUACUGCAUCGAGUUCGAUCUCAUUGGUCUGGUAAUCAUCGCGACGGGGUUCUCUCUCUUCCUCUUGGCCUUCAACCUCUACUCCUACCAGCCCAACGAAUGGCGGUCCCCGCUUAUCAUCUGCUUCAUCAUCUUCGGGGCUCUCCUGAUCAUUACCUUCGUCAUCUGGGAGCGGUUCUUCGCCCCGGUCAAGUUCAUGCCGUGGGAGCUGAUCCAGAACCGCACCGUCUUCUUCACCUUCUCGAUGGUGGUCUCGCUCUACCUGGCAUUCUUUAUCUGGGACAGCUACUUCUACUCCCUGCUACAGGUGGUGUUCAACCAGACCGUGACCGAAGCGACCUACAUCUCCAACAUCUACACGAUCGGCUCCUGCUUCUGGUGUCUGAUCUUUGGGGCCGUGCUGCGCCACCAAGGCCUUCUGAAGUACUGGGCCAUCUGCUUCGGGGUACCGCUGACGAUCCUCGGCGUGGGGCUGAUGAUCAAAUUCCGCCAGCCCGACUCCAACAUCGGCUACAUCGUAAUGUGCCAGAUCUUCGUAGCCUUCGGCGGCGGCACGCUGGUCAUCUGCGAGCAGAUGACGGUGAUGGCCGUGUCGGCGCAGCGCAACAUCCCCGCCGUCCUGGCUAUCGAGGGCGUGGUGGCGAGCAUCGGCAGCGCCCUUGGCAGCACCGUGGCCGUGGCCAUGUGGACAGGCAUCUUCCCAGUCAAGCUGAAGGCUCUUCUUCCGGCCUCCGCGCAGGCCGACUUCACCACCAUCUAUGGUUCGUUGGCGGUCCAACAGUCCUACGCCAGGGGCACGGCCACCCGCGACGCUAUCGACCAUGCGUACGGUGAGACCCAGCGGCUGAUGCUCAUCGCGGCCACCUGUCUGUAUCUGAUCACUUGGACUUCGUGCUUUUUCUGGAAGAAUAUUGAUGUGAAGAAGAUGAAGCAGCAGGUGCAUGGUGUGCACUUCUAAGCGCCAGGUUUCUUUGUGUGGUUCCCAGCUGUUGAACUGCACAUACGGG
Molecule: messenger RNA, 1855 nt
Organism: Aspergillus homomorphus CBS 101889
Lineage: Eukaryota; Fungi; Ascomycota; Eurotiomycetes; Eurotiales; Aspergillaceae
Product: MFS general substrate transporter
Exons: 2
Coding region: 1-1806 (601 amino acids)
Biological process (GO): transmembrane transport
Molecular function (GO): transmembrane transporter activity
Source: RefSeq, a predicted model, not a curated record